GUGUCCGCGAUGCUGCGAGUCUGGCGAUUCCGAGGAGGUGGGAUCUGAUAUCUGUCAGUGCUGAAACAACUGGGGCAAAAGUAGCAAUCUCCGAACCCUAGAAAAUGAUACUACAGUUUGUUAUGUGCAGGAAGAAGUUGCAAUCUUUCUAAGAAAAGCCAGAUGUGGUGUUUGUCUAGACUUGAUUUGGGUUGGAGUUUUUUUGGGGGCUCUUUGGUUGUUUUUUUAAGGAUAUCUGUCUGGUGAACGCUUCCAGAGAUGCUACAAAAGCGGAACGUCCCUUUAGCUUCCUUCCUUAUAGUUAAAAGUGGAGUCCAGGAGCCAUCUGUUGCUGGAGACAGUCAAAAGGGGAUGUUGAGGCUCCUGCUCUGAACAACCAAAGCGUGCAAAGGGCAGCUGUGCUGUGAGGAAAAGGUUUGAACCUCAGCUGCUGCUUGGAAAAAAUUGUUGUGCGAGGAUUCAUCUGGUGAUGCUUGGCUGCAUGGAAAAGAUCAAUGACAGCGAGGGUCACCCCAGCAGCAGCCACCAAACCUUGAAAGGAACCUCCAAAUGGGCCACGUCGCUGGAGAACCUCCUGGAGGACCCCGAAGGAGUGAAGAGAUUUCGGGAAUUUUUAAAGAAGGAAUUCAGCGAAGAAAACGUUUUGUUCUGGCUUGCAUGUGAAGAAUUCAAGAAGACACAGGGAAAAAAACAGAUGCAAGAAAAGGCAAAAGAGAUUUACAUGACUUUCCUGUCCAGUAAAGCCUCCUCCCAAGUCAACGUUGAAGGGCAGUCCCGUUUGAGCGAGACCAUCUUGGAGACCCCUCACCCCCUCAUGUUCCAGAAGCUCCAGGACCAGAUAUUCAACCUCAUGAAGUACGACAGCUACAGCCGCUUCCUGAAGUCUGACAUAUUCCUAAACCACAAGAAGAGUGAGGAGCAGGAGGAGAAUCCCCCAGAGGCUCAGACUGCAGCUAAAAGAGCAUCGAGAAUUUACAACACAUGAUGCAGUGGAUCUCCUCGGGAGAGGCAACCCAGUCAUCACACCACACUCAGGAACAAUCUCAGUUUAGAGCAGUUGCAUUUAGGGCUUGGGGAGCUCCAAACCUUUUUAGGAGCUACUUACCUUCUUGAUUGCUUGAAUGACUAAUUGUUUUUUUGCAUGAUAGCUAUUAACUAAGCACCCCUGGACUGUUUCCUUGAUAAAAGGCUGAGGUGUUCCUCCACAGCAUGAAUUGCCAAUAUUUCACAGGGUAAAAUGCUUUCAGUUCUUGUCUUCCCUUUUGUCACCACGAUGAUGAGAAAUGGGAGAUGGGAUGGUUGUUGUUUUUUAUUUUUUGCCUUGCCAUUUUUGUUUGUGACUGGCUUUUGCAUCCUGAAGUGCUGGGAGAAGCUCCUGAGGAGUGCAUUUCACAUUGCUCUGGGGAUGAGUCAUUCAGAGCAAAUCUAAUCACGAAGGGACAGCAUCUUCCAGGUUUAAGCUCAGUAGAAUCCAACCCCUUCCUGUGUAACUUCGUUCUCUC
Molecule: messenger RNA, 1502 nt
Organism: Empidonax traillii (willow flycatcher)
Lineage: Eukaryota; Metazoa; Chordata; Aves; Passeriformes; Tyrannidae
Gene: RGS10
Product: regulator of G protein signaling 10
Exons: 5
Coding region: 470-985 (171 amino acids)
Biological process (GO): regulation of G protein-coupled receptor signaling pathway
Molecular function (GO): G-protein alpha-subunit binding; GTPase activator activity
Source: RefSeq, a predicted model, not a curated record